Messenger RNA from Apis laboriosa (Himalayan honeybee), 1072 nucleotides. RefSeq lists its product as uncharacterized. The transcript is spliced from 3 exons. The coding region runs from base 1 to 1065 and encodes 354 amino acids. The record is from RefSeq and is a predicted model, not a curated record. NCBI's taxonomy places the organism in Eukaryota, Metazoa, Arthropoda, Insecta, Hymenoptera, Apidae.
AUGAGGAAUCCGAUAGCGGUGGUUAUUCUCUUCCUGUUGGCCGUCUCGAUAUUUUGCGAUGGAACGACGAACGCCUACAACGUUCUAAUGGCCACCAUGGGUGGGACCAAGUCUCACACCAUACCUUUCGUCGCGUUGGGUAUCAGUUUGAAAACACGUGGACACAACGUGACCCUUUUAAGCGCAUUUCCGGGACCAGCUGCGAAUAAUGGGCUGCAGGAGUUUGUCCCUCCCAUUUUCGAGGCUUAUGUCGGGAAUUACACGUCCGAAUGGGAUUUGGUCGGUGCGAGGUUCCGGGAUGAAAUGCCCAUCUCCCCGUGGGACGCGAUGCGAUACGCCUGGGAGUCUUGCGAGGCGCUUCUUCGGGACGAAAUAUCGGUAGCCUGGCUGAGAAGGGGCAAAGCCGAUUCUCGUAAACGAUGGGACGUUGCCGUGGUGGACGGAGCCUUCCCCGAGUGCCUUCUUGGAGUUCUCCACGGCGAGGGCGUGCCCACCAUCAUGCUAAACACGCGCGUUAAAAUUAAAUGGCGUUGCGAUGUCCGGGCGCAGGUGGCUUUGUACAGUGGGUCGAUAAGUCGGCAAGGGAACCCAUCUCCAUGGUCCGUCACGCCUUACUUCGGCAAAUCCCUGACGCAAGACAUGAGCUUCGUUCAAAGGAUCCUGAACGCCGCCUGCCUCGUCAGUUUGAGGAUAAUGCACUGGUUCAUGAUCACCGGAUACCUUCAACCGGUUUUGAGAAAGUAUCUAGGUAGUAUCGAUGCUUUUACUUCUCGAUUUUACAUCAUUUCAUUCAUUCAUCACGACGACUUUUUCUCCUCCUUUUCUUCUUUUUUCUUUCUGGAAAAGAAAAAUAAAAAAGAGAAAACUCGUUUCACAACAGGGAAUCAAUUACCCGACGUGCGAGAUCUGACCACGGAGAUCCCCCUGACAUUGCAGAAUAGUCAUUACAGCGUGGCCGACUCGGUCCCUUACUUGGCGAACGUGGUGAAUGUCGCGUGCCUCCAUUGUAAACCCGCGACUCAGCUUAGUCCGGAUUUGGAAACUUUUUUGCAACGCGGUGAGUAGUUGUUUC